AUGACGACUGCAUUGUACUUAGAACAUUACUUGGACAGUUUAGAGCAUUUGCCGAUAGAAUUGCAGAGAAAUUUUGGGCUGAUGCGUGACUUAGACACUCGAGCGCAAGGGCUCAUGAAAGACAUUGAUAAACUUGCUGAUGAUUAUUUGAAAAAUAUUAAAAAAGACUCCAGUGAGAAAAAUGAAGGCCAGUUACUUCAUAUUCAAAAUUUAUUUAGCAAAGCUAAAGAGUACGGCGAUGACAAAGUUCAAUUAGCGAUACAGACUUAUGAAUUAGUUGAUAAGCACAUUCGUAGACUAGACUCCGAUUUGGCGAGAUUCGAAGCUGAGAUCCAGGACAAGGCGCUAAAUAACAACCGAGUAGCUGAGGAGAGCGGUGCGAGUAAAAAAGGCAGGAAGAAAUCGUUGAAGGAAAAAGAAAAACGUAAGAAAGGAACUGCUGGUGCCAGCAGCGAGGACGAGUCCAAGAGUAUUAGGAAGAAGCAGAAGAAAGGUGGCUCUGUGUCUUCGGCUACAACAGGUGCUGUAGGAAGCGGCGCGCAGACUGAUGCCUCACUUGGGCAUCCAGCUGACGUUCUAGACAUGCCUGUUGAUCCCAAUGAACCUACUUACUGUCUUUGUCAUCAAUGUCCAAUCGAAUGGUUCCAUUUUUCAUGUGUUGGAUUGACCACUAAGCCCAAGGGUAAGUGGUACUGUCCGAAGUGUACUCAAGACCGUAAGAAAAAAUAA
Molecule: messenger RNA, 729 nt
Organism: Cotesia congregata
Lineage: Eukaryota; Metazoa; Arthropoda; Insecta; Hymenoptera; Braconidae
Source: the annotation of a GenBank genome assembly